AUGCAGCACCUCCGCCGCCAGUCCCUCAAGAAGGCCCACCGCUCCGCGUCCAGCGUGCCAUCUCUCUGUCGCUUCUUCAGCACCGAAGAGAGGGAGCCCAUCCAUCGGCGGCCCGUGGUGACGUUCGAAGACAUCAGUACUGCCACGUACCGAGUCCGUGAAGGCAUUCAACACACAUCGUGCAACUAUUCUGCGUUCCUGUCCAAGCGCAUGGGCUACGAGCUCUUUCUCAAGAAAGAUUACCGCCAAAUGACGGGGAGCUUCAAAGAACGUGGCGCGCGCAAUGCCUUGAUGCUUCUCACGCCUGAGCAAAAGCAGCGUGGGGUCAUUGCUGCCUCGGCAGGGAACCAUGCCCUCGCCUUGGCCUACCAUGGGCGCAUGCUGGGAAUCCCUGUGACGUGCAUCAUGCCAACGAUUGCGCCUCUGGCCAAGGUCAAGGGGUGCCAAGAGCUCGGGGCGCGCGUGAUUCUGCACGGCGCGCACAUCCUCGAAGCCAAGAUCAAGGCCGAUGAAUUCGUCGAUACCGAAGACUUGGUAUACAUCAACGGGUUCGACCACCCGAACAUUAUUGCCGGCGCCGGGACGAUGGGGAUCGAGAUCCUGAACCAAGUGCCCAAGGCCGACGCGAUCAUUGUUCCCGUCGGUGGCGGCGGCCUCAUUGCCGGCAUUGCCCUUGCCGUCAAGACUCUCAACCCUUCGAUUCAAGUCAUUGGUGUCGAACCUGAAAACUGCGCCAGUUUCACGGCUGCGCUUGCCGCCGGGCAUCCCGUGGACACCAACACCAAACCGACCCUUGCCGAUGGUUUGGCGGUCCCGAAAGUCGGCGCGAACGCAUUUGAAGUUGCCGCGCCGUUGAUCGACCGCAUGGUGACCGUGUCGGAGAAAGCAAUCGCGCUCAGUGUCCUGCGAUUGUGCGAACUGGAAAAGGUCGUUGUCGAAGGCGGUGGCGCGGCGUCGCUCGCCGCUCUGAUCGAUGACAAGUUGCCGGAUCUUCGGGUACGCUUCAUGCAGCGUGCACACCAGACUUUGACGACUGCAUUGGCGACGAUUGCUCACGACAACGCGGGUGCGUCCUUGUAG
Messenger RNA from Aphanomyces invadans, 1080 nucleotides. RefSeq lists its product as hypothetical. Gene Ontology annotation, molecular function: threonine deaminase activity; L-serine ammonia-lyase activity. Lineage: Eukaryota; Oomycota; Saprolegniomycetes; Saprolegniales; Verrucalvaceae. The coding region runs from base 1 to 1080 and encodes 359 amino acids. The transcript is spliced from 6 exons. The record is from RefSeq and is a predicted model, not a curated record. Gene Ontology annotation, biological process: L-threonine catabolic process; L-serine catabolic process.